This is a messenger RNA of Ceutorhynchus assimilis (cabbage seed weevil), 3458 nucleotides long. Lineage: Eukaryota; Metazoa; Arthropoda; Insecta; Coleoptera; Curculionidae. The record is from the annotation of a GenBank genome assembly.
UGUUCGCCAUUUUUUAUUUCAUUCCGUUUUAUGUCGGCGUGGUCGAAUGUUGAAUGUAUUACGGAAGCGUCGUGAAUUGAAGAAAAGCCUGCUAAAUUAGUCAUCAAAAUGGAGUCUAGAGGCAAGGGAAGGGGAAAUCGAGGGCGUGCAAGAGGAAACGUACCUCAGCCGCAGGAUGUAACGGCGCCGGGGCAAGCUCGUCCUCCUCAAGGAGCGCCGCAGGGUGCGCGUGGAGGUAGACCAGCGGGCCCAACUCCCCAAGGCCCACCAACGCAACCAGGACCGCCUGGUGCGUGGGGUGCAAGGGCCCAAGGACCCCCACCACAACAACAACAGGCGGGAUGGGCUGCCAGGCCACUGGCACCGGAAAUUCCUCAACCCGCAUCAGUUACUUUGGGCCGGGGCUCCAGGCAGGGAGGCUCCGAAGCAAGACAAAUUACAGAUGAGACUAUGCAAGUGCAACAAGGAGGAGACGCCGAUAAUGGCCAAACCAGAGGAGGAAAUGGUGGUGUUAGAGGUCGUACAAACAGAAAUGAGAUUAUUAACACAAAGCCCGACACGUGCAAAACCAAAAAGGGUAGUGAUGGUACUGUUAUCAGACUUAAGGCUAAUUACUUCCAGUUAAUAUCAGCAACUAAGUGGGGAUUAAAUCAGUACCGAGUAGAUUUCAAUCCACCAAUCGAUGAUACAAGAGCAAGAAAAAAGUUAGUUGCAAACGGUAUCAGACCUUUCCACGUUACUGGUUAUCUAUUUGACGGAUCAGUUUUGUAUACCCCUAAUCGCUUACAUCCUGAGCCCUGUGAGUUUGUGUCGCUAGACGAAACAACUCAGCAAAACAUCAAAGUGGAAAUUCGAUUGGUAGGAGAGGUCCACUGGGGUGACUACCAUUACUUGCAACUUUUUAAUAUCAUAAUUCGAAAAUGUUUCAACUAUAUGAAUUUCCAACUUCUGGGACGAAAUUAUUUUGACCCCAAUCUCAAAGUUUCAAUUCGCGAUCACAAUUUAGAGUUGUGGCCAGGAUUUCUAACUUCAAUGAAACAAUAUGAGCAGAACAUCAUGUUGAAUGUGGAUCUCUCGUUCAAAGUAUUGAGAACUGAUAAAGUUUACGAUCUACUCCUGGACUGCGGCUCCAGUCGUGAUCCACGACAAGAAUUCCAAAAAAGGGUAAUCGGUUCGAUUGUCCUCACAGAAUAUAACAAUAAAACCUACCGUAUUGAUGAUGUGGAUUUCAAAAAGAACCCUGACGACACAUUCACGAAACGUGAUGGUACACAAAUUUCUUACAGAAAAUAUUUUCAAGAGCGUUAUCAAGUCAAGAUCCAACAUAAUGAUCAACCUUUAUUGGUUUCAAAAUCUAAGGCGCGUGAAAUACGCGCAGGAAUGCCAGAGCUGGUGGUUUUGCUGCCUGAACUCUGCAUAAUGACCGGAUUGUCGGACAAGCAGCGAGAAAAUUUCCAGCUAAUGAAGGCUAUGGGUGAACACACUCGCGUUAGUGCAGGAGACAGGAUGAGAAAGCUCUUGCAAUUUGCGCAGCGCCUUCGAGCCUGUCCCACUGCUUUGGAAGAAAUUAAGCGUUGGGACCUUCAGUUAGCAGACAAUUUAAUUGAAUUCCAAGGAAGGGUCCUACCUGCGGAAUCCCUUUUGUUGAGAAAUAAUCAGCCCAUCCAAGGCGGAGAAGAGGCUGACUGGACCAGAAACUUGCGUACCGCCCCCAUGUACAACAUUGUAAAUGUUGACAAACUAGCAAUUAUCGCGCCAAGUCGUGUAGCUCAAGCCGCUCAAGAGUUUGGACAAAUGUUGUCCAAAGUUGGCAAAGGCAUGUCCAUGGUAAUAAAUUCCAAAGUCUUCGCUAUUUCCGAUGACCGUAACAGUAGUUAUAUUUCUGAAAUCGAGAAAGUACAUGCUCAAAUGAAACCUAGUAUGGUUAUGGUAGUUCUCACCAAUAACUCUGGUGAUAGAUACAACUCUGUCAAGAAGAAAUGCUAUAUUGACAAUGCCCUGCCUUGCCAGGUUAUGGUAGCAAGGAAUUUGACCAGCAAGGGUGCUAUGUCAAUUGCUACUAAAGUAGCAAUUCAAAUGAAUUGUAAAAUGGGCGGAGCUCCAUGGGCAACAAGCUUGCCUAAAAACACCAUGGUUGUUGGCUAUGAUGUGUGUAGGGACACAGCACAAAGAACGAAAAGUUUUGCUGGAAUGGUUGCUUCAAUGGACCAAGCUUGCACUCAAUAUUACAGCAUGGCAACUGAACAUGAAUUUGAGCAAGAACUGAGUUCAAACAUUGCUAGUUUUAUGCUGUUGGCAUGCAAAAGAUUCCAACAAAUAAACAAGGUGAUUCCGGAAAGAAUCAUUGUUUAUCGAGAUGGAGUUGGGGAUGGGCAAAUUCCAUACGUCAAAGAGCACGAAGUCGAUGUUAUUAAAACAAAAUUAUCUGAAGAACUAUACAAAAGUGCUCCAUUAAAGAUGGCAUACAUUGUUGUUUCCAAAAGGAUCAACACAAAAAUUUUCAGAUCACAGGCGGGCCAAAGGAAUGACUUCAAUCCUCCACCUGGUACGGUAGUUGAUGAUGUCAUAACAUGGCCGGAAAGAUACGACUUUUACAUAGUUUCCCAAUGUGUGCGACAGGGAACUGUUGCCCCUACCAGUUACAACAUCAUUGAAGAUACGUUGGGCAUUGACGCUAACAAAAUACAAAGAUUCACAUAUAAAAUGUGUCAUAUGUACUUCAAUUGGUCUGGAACCGUUAGAGUGCCAGCACCCUGCCAGUAUGCCCACAAGCUGGCGUUCCUGACUGCCCAAUCUUUGCAUAGGCCAGCAUCCUCGGCUCUCAGCAAUACCCUUUACUACCUGUAAAGGGUGAAGGAAAGUUCUACAAAGUAUUUCAGUAUUUUGGGGAAAGAUCCCCAGUUUUCUUUAGUUCUUCAUAGUUUAGGGGUCUUAGUUUUUAAUGAUUUAAAUGUUUCGUUCUGACUAUUACAUUAAGUAUUGAAGACUACAUUUUUUUAUUUUUAUUUUAGUUGCUUAUUUAUCCAUAUCAUCUCAGGUAACACAUACACAGCUUGCAUUUAAAAUAAAGACAAUUAUUUUUAGAAAGGCAUUUUAAGUUUAAUUUUUUUUUUUGUCUGUGAAUUGUGUUUCUCAUGACUGAUCUGAUACUAAAGAAAUAUUUUAGAUCUAGUUCAAUCUACCAAUAUGUAGGUACUUUAUAAGUUUUUAUGAGGAAAUUACUUUUAAUUUUUGGGACUUUUUAUUUUAUUUUUUCUUCUGGAUUUAUUUUCUUUUGAAUUGAUAUCUUUUAAGUUUAAGUUAAAUUUCCUGUUUGAGAAUUCUAUUAUCAGACUUGCCGGGUGCAAGUUGUUCUUUAGGGCUCGAGAUUUGAGUACCAAACCCCUUUAGUUAUUUAAGAUAUUUGUGAUACUGUUAUUUUUGUACAAGUUUUGCAAUAAAAUGUUGAAAAGCGAUAA